This is a messenger RNA of Electrophorus electricus (electric eel), 3682 nucleotides long. RefSeq names its product RNA polymerase II subunit B (gene polr2b). The record is from RefSeq and is a predicted model, not a curated record. Gene Ontology annotation, biological process: DNA-templated transcription. Gene Ontology annotation, molecular function: DNA-directed RNA polymerase activity; DNA binding; ribonucleoside binding. Lineage: Eukaryota; Metazoa; Chordata; Actinopteri; Gymnotiformes; Gymnotidae.
CCGUACGGUCUACUAAAGUAGAGCUCAUACGCGCGUUGUAGCGGAAUGUAUUGAACUCAGUUUUUCUUUUCAGUGUUAUCGUAAGCAAAGACAAAAUCAAACACAAUGUAUGAUCAGGAUGAAGACAUCCAGUACGAUGAAGACGAUGAUGAGAUUACACCUGACCUUUGGCAGGAAGCCUGUUGGAUUGUAAUCAGCUCCUACUUCGAUGAGAAAGGCCUGGUACGACAGCAGCUGGACUCAUUUGAUGAAUUCAUUCAGAUGUCCGUUCAGAGGAUUGUGGAGGAUGCUCCACCCAUAGAUCUGCAGGCUGAGGCUCAGCACACCUCCGGUGAGGUGGAGGAACCGCCACGGUACUUGCUGAAGUUUGAACAGAUCUACCUGUCCAAGCCCACCCACUGGGAAAGAGAUGGAGCUCCCUCUCCCAUGAUGCCCAACGAGGCUCGACUACGCAACCUCACCUACUCGGCUCCUUUGUAUGUGGACAUUACCAAGACCAUCAUAAAGGAGGGAGAGGAGCAGCUUCAGACACAGCACCAGAAAACCUUCAUCGGCAAGAUACCCAUCAUGCUCCGCUCCACCUACUGUUUGCUCAGCGGGCUGACGGACCGUGAUCUGUGUGAGCUGAAUGAGUGUCCGCUGGACCCAGGCGGCUACUUUAUCAUCAAUGGCUCCGAGAAGGUUCUCAUUGCUCAGGAGAAAAUGGCCACCAAUACAGUCUAUGUGUUUGCUAAGAAAGACUCGAAAUAUGCGUACACGGCAGAGUGCAGGUCCUGCCUUGAGAAUUCAUCCAGACCCACCAGCUCAAUCUGGGUCAGCAUGAUGGCCAGAGGGGGACAGGGAGUAAAGAAGAGUGCUAUUGGUCAGAGGAUUGUCUCCACCCUACCAUACAUCAGACAGGAAGUGCCCAUCAUCAUUGUGUUCAGAGCCCUGGGCUUUGUGUCCGACAGGGACAUCCUGGAGCACAUCAUCUAUGACUUUGAUGACCCAGAGAUGAUGGAGAUGGUGAAGCCGUCUCUAGACGAGGCCUUUGUAAUCCAAGAGCAGAACGUGGCUCUGAACUUCAUUGGCUCCAGAGGAGCCAAGCCCGGCGUCACCAAGGAGAGGAGGAUCAAGUAUGCCAAGGAGGUGCUGCAGAAAGAGGUCCUGCCCCACGUGGGCGUCUCCGACUUCUGCGAGACCAAGAAAGCCUACUUUUUAGGUUAUAUGGUGCACAGACUCCUGCUUGCGGCCCUUGGCCGAAGGGAGCUGGACGACAGAGAUCACUACGGCAACAAAAGGCUGGACCUGGCGGGACCUCUCUUGGCAUUCCUCUUCCGAGGAAUGUUCAAGAACCUGCUGAAGGAGAUCCGGAUCUAUGCACAGAAGUUCAUCGACCGUGGCAAGGACUUCAACCUGGAGCUGGCCAUCAAGACCCGCAUCAUCUCGGACGGCCUCAAGUACUCGCUGGCCACGGGCAACUGGGGCGAUGUCAAGAAGGCCCACCAGGCCCGAGCCGGAGUGUCGCAGGUGCUGAACAGGCUGACGUUCGCCUCCACACUGUCGCACCUGCGCCGCGUCAACUCGCCCAUCGGCCGAGACGGCAAGCUGGCCAAGCCCCGGCAGCUGCACAACACGCUGUGGGGGAUGGUGUGCCCAGCAGAGACACCCGAGGGCCACGCCGUAGGCCUGGUGAAGAACCUGGCACUGAUGGCGUACAUCUCUGUGGGCUCCCAGCCAUCCCCUAUCCUGGAGUUCUUGGAGGAGUGGAGCAUGGAGAACCUGGAGGAGAUCUCACCUGCAGCCAUUGCAGAUGCGACUAAGAUCUUUGUGAACGGCUGCUGGGUGGGUAUUCACAAGGACCCCGAGCAGCUGAUGAACACACUCAGGAAGCUCAGAAGACAGAUGGACAUCAUCGUGUCUGAGGUAUCUAUGAUCCGGGACAUCCGAGAGCGAGAGAUCCGGAUUUACACAGAUGCUGGCAGGAUCUGCCGGCCACUGCUCAUCGUGGAGAAACAGAAGCUACUGCUGAAGAGACGCCACAUCGACCAGCUGAAAGAGAGAGAGUACAACAACUACAGUUGGCAGGACUUGGUGGCAAGUGGAGUGGUGGAAUAUAUCGACACAUUGGAGGAGGAGACAGUUAUGCUGGCCAUGACCCCUGAUGACCUCCAGGAGAAGGGCGUGGCCUACUGCUCCACCUACACUCACUGCGAGAUCCACCCGUCCAUGAUCCUGGGAGUUUGUGCAUCCAUCAUACCCUUUCCCGAUCACAACCAGUCCCCCAGGAACACCUACCAGUCCGCCAUGGGCAAGCAGGCCAUGGGCGUCUACAUCACCAACUUCCACGUUCGCAUGGACACCCUGGCCCACGUGCUCUACUACCCACAAAAGCCUCUGGUCACCACACGCUCCAUGGAGUACCUGCGCUUCCGAGAGCUUCCAGCAGGCAUCAACUCCAUCGUGGCCAUUGCAUCGUACACGGGCUACAACCAGGAGGACUCGGUGAUCAUGAACCGCUCGGCUGUCGACCGGGGCUUCUUUAGGUCUGUGUUCUACCGGUCCUACAAGGAGCAGGAGUCAAAAAAGGGCUUUGACCAGGAGGAGAACUUUGAGAAGCCCAGACGUGAGGAGUGCCAAGGCAUGCGGCAUGCUAUCUACGACAAGCUGGAUGACGAUGGGCUGAUCGCGCCGGGCGUGCGCGUGUCCGGCGAGGACGUCAUCAUCGGGAAGACGGUCACCCUGCCUGAGAACGACGAUGAGCUGGACAGCACCAACCGCCGCUACACCAAGAGAGACUGCAGCACCUUCCUCCGGACCAGCGAGACCGGCAUCGUGGACCAAGUCAUGGUCACCAUAAACCAGGAGGGCUACAAGUUCUGCAAGAUCCGGGUGCGCUCUGUUCGGAUCCCUCAGAUCGGAGACAAGUUCGCCAGUCGUCACGGACAGAAGGGAACGUGUGGAAUUCAGUACAGGCAGGAGGACAUGCCAUUCACGUGUGAGGGCAUCACCCCGGACAUCAUCAUCAACCCUCAUGCCAUCCCCUCCAGAAUGACAGUCGGCCACUUGAUCGAGUGCCUACAGGGGAAGGUGUCUGCCAACAAAGGGGAGAUCGGAGAUGCCACACCGUUCAACGAUGCCGUGAACGUGCAGAAGGUCUCCAACCUGCUCUCCGAGUAUGGCUACCAUCUGAGGGGGAACGAGGUGUUGUACAACGGAUUUACGGGACGCAAGCUCACCUCGCAGAUUUUCAUCGGACCCACUUACUACCAGCGGCUCAAGCACAUGGUGGAUGAUAAGAUCCACUCACGGGCGCGCGGGCCUGUGCAGAUCCUCAACAGACAGCCCAUGGAGGGCCGAUCACGCGACGGCGGCCUGCGUUUUGGAGAGAUGGAGCGUGACUGCCAGAUUGCUCACGGCGCAGCUCAGUUCCUGCGCGAGCGUCUGUUCGAGGCCUCCGACCCCUACCAGGUGCACGUAUGCAACCUGUGCGGCCUGAUGGCCAUCGCCAACACACGCACGCACACCUACGAGUGCAGGGGCUGCCGCAACAAGACCCAGAUCUCGCUGGUCCGACUGCCGUACGCCUGCAAGCUUCUGUUUCAAGAGUUAAUGUCUAUGAGCAUCGCCCCCCGCAUGAUGACCACAUGAACACCCGCACCUGUGCAUCAUGGGAAACUGGAGGAGCCAGGCUCGCUGUUUA